GGUGGUUGUUGAGUCGCUCAAGGUGCGCGCGGGCGGGCAGAAAUCGCGCCAAGGCGAGGAGAGGAGGGGCCCGUGCAAACCGCGCGCGCGGCCUGAGCCUGAGCCUGACCUGGGCACGUGGAAGAAACCGUGGUCCAAUCCGGCGGAGAGAGCAGAGAGGAGGGCGAGGGGCAAAGGAAAGGAAAGCGCAUCGCAGGCCACACCACAACUGCCGCUGCCGCCUCCUCGUCCUCGUCCUCGGCUGGGCUCCUCCCCCCUUCUUCCCUUCCCCUCUCUCUCACCGCCACACCCCACACCCGGGCACGCGGCUCACAGUGCCAGGAGAGGAGGGCCGUUGCCGGGGCCGGAGCCGGGCCACCCCUCUCUUCUCCGCCACCUACUCUUCCUUCUCCCUUUCCUUGUUGUUCCUCCCUCUCCCUCUCCCUCUCGCUCUCUCUCUCUCCAGGACUAGGAGGACUAGGGUCGCCUCGCCGCCAGCCAACCAGGCGCGCACACGCUCCUUCCGGUCCGGUCCGGCCGUCCCCGCACUUCUUCAUUCCCGGCCCACUGCUCGCACACAAAUACUACUACUACUACUACUACUACUGUGACUCCGUGAGGGAGCAACAGGAGGAGGAAGCAGAGGAGGGGGAAGGCAUUUGUGUUCCUUGCUAGUAGGAAGGAGUACAGGACUGCGCCGCUCCCCGGCUCUCCUCUCCUGCUGCCGGCCGGCUUCCCGGCCUCUUCGCCCCUUGCCAUGUCCACCAUGGAUGAAGGCUACGGCCCUACUUGGGACAGCGACGACGAAUACGACAACUUCAUACGCAAGAUGAACCCGCCAAGGAUCGUCAUCGAUAAUGAGUCCUCAGCAGAGGCUACAAUUGUGAGGGUAGAUAGUGCAAAUGAAUAUGGGAUACUGCUGGAAGUGAUCCAGGUCAUGAUUGAUCUCAACCUUGUCAUCAGCAAGGCGUAUAUAACCUCGGAUGGUGGAUGGUUCAUGGAUGUAUUCAAUGUGACCGAUAAGGAAGGGAAGAAGAUCAAAGAUGAGGCAACCCUCACACAGAUUGAAGAUUACAUCAGAAAGUCCUUGGGUGCAGAUUCAAGAUACAUUCCUUCCCGCCGGAGAUCAGUAGACGUGGCCGCAGCAGCUGAUCACAAUGUCAUCGAGCUGACAGGGACGGACAGGCCAGGCCUGCUCUCUGAAGUCAGCGCGGUGCUCGCGAGCCUCAAGUGCAACGUGGUCAGCGCCGAGAUCUGGACACACAACGCCCGAGCUGCGGCCGUGAUGCGAGUCACUGACGAGGACACCAGGCUGGCAGUCACAGACACCGAGAGGCUGGAGAGGAUUAGGGAGAAGCUGUCGUACCUGCUCCGCGGAGGCAACCUCUCCCGGGGAGCCGCCAUGGCGGUGUCGUCGGGGACUGCCACCACGCACACCGAGAGAAGGCUGCACCAGAUGAUGCUUGAUGACUGCGACUAUGAGCAGCUCCAGCAGCUAGCUCCGGGGCAGUCUCAGAGGCCUAAUGUCACCGUGAGGAACUGGAACGACAAGGACUACUCGGUGGUGACUAUCAGAUGCAAGGACAGGCCCAAGCUUCUGUUCGACACGGUUUGCACUCUGACGGACCUGCAGUAUGUUGUUUUCCAUGCGAACAUUGAUGCCAAGGACAAUCAGGCUUACCAGGAAUUCUAUGUAAGGCAUGUGAAUGGAUCACCAAUGAACACUGAAACUGAGAGAUUGCGAGUCAUCCAAUGCCUUGAAGCAGCCAUUGAGCGGAGGGUAUCAGAGGGUGUCAAGCUUGAGCUGUGCACUAAUGACAAGGUCGGGCUACUGUCCGAGGUCACCCGCAUCUUCCGUGAGAACAGCCUGACUGUUACAAGAGCAGAGGUGACCACGAGGGGCAGGAUGGCUGUGAACACAUUCUACGUCCGUGGUUCCACGGGAGAGGAUGUUGAUCAGAAGGCAAUAGACUCCAUCAGGCAAGCCAUAGGCCACAGCCUUCAGGUGAAAGGCCAGCCUGAGCCACAGGAGGCGCAGAAGAAAGAGUCCCCCACAUGGUUCCUCUUUGCCAACUUGUUUCGGCCGAGGUCUCUCUACAGUUUCGGGUUCAUGCGCUGACCACAACGUCCUGAUUGUUUCCAAGAAUCGCUGUGUAAUAAGUUCAUCGUUCAUGAAGCAAUCCAGGAAAUGAACAUCUUCAGAAGGUGGAAGCCCUCAUUCUGCCCCAAUAGUGCAGGUUUGGCAUAUAGGUAGCAAAUGGGGGUUGUUCAUAUGUCGUCAUCAUCUGUAAAUAUGCUGAUUUUCACUUUAUGACUGCAUUUGUACAUGUAACAUGUAAAUUAAAGGACGUAAAUAUAAGCUGUACAGAAUAUGGUUAAAUCCCAGAUUUGCGGAAACUGUUGAAACGUCAUAAAAA
Sorghum bicolor (sorghum) is the source of this 2396-nucleotide messenger RNA. RefSeq names its product ACT domain-containing protein ACR4. Lineage: Eukaryota; Viridiplantae; Streptophyta; Magnoliopsida; Poales; Poaceae. The record is from RefSeq and is a predicted model, not a curated record. The transcript is spliced from 8 exons. Bases 737 to 2098 code for a protein of 453 amino acids.